Molecule: messenger RNA, 1947 nt
Organism: Mesoplodon densirostris (Blainville's beaked whale)
Lineage: Eukaryota; Metazoa; Chordata; Mammalia; Artiodactyla; Ziphiidae
Gene: DCAKD
Product: dephospho-CoA kinase domain containing
Exons: 6
Coding region: 167-985 (272 amino acids)
Biological process (GO): coenzyme A biosynthetic process
Molecular function (GO): dephospho-CoA kinase activity; ATP binding
Source: RefSeq, a predicted model, not a curated record
CCUCGCCUUCCGUCCGGGAGCCACCCAGUGAGCGCCUCUGAGACUGGGUGAGCCGCGGCGGCCAAGGCCGGGUCAGAGGCCCCGGGCAGGUCCUUCCGGCGUUCCUGUGCGGGACCAUCGCAACCGGGGAGCUUGGCCUCCGGUGACCUCCCUCUUUCCUAGGAAGAUGUUCCUGGUGGGCCUGACGGGGGGCAUUGCCUCAGGCAAGAGCUCGGUGAUCCAGGUGUUCCAGCAGCUGGGUUGUGCGGUGAUUGAUGUGGACGUCAUUGCCCGGCAUGUCGUCCAGCCAGGAUACCCCGCCCACCGGCGUAUCGUGGAGGCCUUCGGCACUGAGGUCUUGCUGGAGAAUGGUGACAUCGAUCGAAAGGUCCUGGGGGACCUGAUCUUUAACCAGCCCGACCGGCGGCACCUGCUCAACUCCAUCACCCACCCCGAGAUCUGCAAGGAAAUGAUGAAGGAGACCUUCAAGUUCUUCCUCCGGGGAAAAGUGGGUGAAGUAGGGCAGAACAGGCCCACUUAUUCCUGGAAACUCUCUCCAGUCUCCUACAGCUCUGGCUGUGUCACCUCCCUGUUCAGAAAUAACAACUCUUUGGGUUCAAGAUCAAGAUACCGCUACGUGAUUCUGGAUAUCCCCCUGCUGUUUGAGACGAAGAAACUGCUCAAGUACAUGAAGCACACAGUGGUGGUAUACUGUGACCGAGACACGCAGCUGGCCCGGCUGAUGCAGCGGAACAACCUGAACCGCGACGACGCAGAGGCCCGGAUCAAGGCCCAGCUGCCCCUGAAGGACAAGGCCCGCAUGGCCCGCCACGUUCUAGACAACUCGGGCGAGUGGAGCGUCACCAAACGCCAGGUGGUCCUCCUGCACGCUGAGCUGGAGCGCUCCCUGGAGUACCUGCCACUGCGGCUCGGGGUCCUCACAGGGCUGGCCGGCAUCGCCAGUCUCCUCUACCUGCUCACCCACUACCUCCUGCCUUCCCCCUAGCGGGACCCUGCAAGGCAGAAAUUCCUGGGUCUCCAUCUCCUCAGAGGCUGAAACCAGGUAAUGAAUGCAUCGGGUUUCCUCCCAACCCAUCAACACACACACUCUGGAUCUGGGCUGGAGCCCUGCACUGGGCCGACCCUUCCUCGGAGCACAUCCUGUCCAAGGCAGAGAAACAGCCCUCUGUCAGCAGAUGCUCCUUCCCACCUCGCCCAGCGCCCCUCCCUCUGGAACAGUGUCCAUCACGGGGUGAGGAAGCAGCAAUGGUAGACUCUUGUAACUUUCUUGUGGGUGGGGGUGAGGAACACCUUCAGUGGCUGUCACCAGUGUUUAAAGCUGGGAGGGUCCCUGGGCUUGAACCCUCUCCUAGCACGUGCCCCGUCACGGCCAAACCCCGCUGCGUGGACCAUGGGAAAUCAGUUUGGACCAAGGGCUGCCUUCAAGCAGGAUUCCCCUGUAGAUUGAAGCCCUUGGCCAGGAGCCAGUAACAAUUCCCUUGUGGGUGAUGCUGUAGCAGGGCAGAGGCCAGGCUUCUUCUGGGAUGACCCACUGUCGCACCGCACCGUGGCAUUUCCCUAGCACUCCCGGCACCCUGCUCCCCGCCGCCUCCUACCACUCUACCUCCCUGAGCUCUUGCUAGGCUGCACGCGGUGCACCAGGCUGUUUCUGGCCUCUUUGCCUUCACCUUGCUGCUCCCCAAUCUGGAAAACCUUUUUUUUUCCCCUACAACUGGCUACCUUCCAGCUCAGGCACCAUCUGAAGCCCCAGUCUGGGUUAGGUGCUCUGGGAUACCCCCCGCCCCACAUUUUACCUGAAUCCACAGUAUAAUAAUCAGCCAAAAACUGGUUAGUCUCUCCUACUAGAGUGUAAGCCCUUUGAGGGCAGGAACGAUGUCUUAUUCAUCUGUGUUCCUGGUGCAGAGCCUGACUCGCCAUUGGUGCUGAAUAAAGUGUGUUGAUCUGAAA